UAUACAUUGUCUAACCUCAGCAGAUCAGAGCGCCAUCCUCCCGUUAAUCGAACCCAAACACUUACUUGUCUUUCUCCGGCCAUGGCCACCGCCGCGGUCCUCAUCCUGCUCGCAUCGCUCCUCCCGGCGCUAGCCGCCGGAACCGAUAGCAGCUCGUCCGCCUCUGACUACGGCUUGGCCCUCAAGCCUAGUCACAAGUGCGGCGUCGUCCUGCCCGUCGCCGUGGGCACCUACGACAUGGGCACGUACGCUCCGGGCAGCGCGUACGAGGCCACCCUGCGCCAUCUCGUCGCCACCAUUCCCGCCAUGGCGAAUGCGGAAUCCAGCGGCUCCUCUUAUUACAGGGAGUCCUGCCGCGACGGUGCCGGCGCGUGCGGGCGCUCAUACGUCGACGACGCCGGCGAGAGCCCCAAUCGGAUUGUGGCCUCCGGCUACUGCUCAUGGCACCAGGACGUCAAGUCGCCGGACUGCGGCGCUUGCAUCGCGCUGGCCUUCGAGGAGGCGCAGAGGCUGUGCCCGUUCCAGAGGAUGGCUGAGGCCGCGGUUGACGGCGGCGCGUGCAACUGCAGCGCACACUUCCACGACUACGACAUCAUGGAGCAGUUCCAGCACGGCGACCCCAGUAGUGAUCCUCGGUGGAACACACCGGAGCAGGUCGUGGGUGUUGUUGUGGGAAAAGAGGAGAACAUCACGAGAAUGAGAUGGGCAUGCCGAACCUUGGAGACAACAAUCAUGGAGAUCUUAGCUAACCUUGGGUGGAUGUCUAACAAAAGAAUUUGUGCCUAGUUUUCAUUCCAUGCUCAUGAACAAUGUGUGUUCUAUUUGGGCCAUUUAUUGGUUUCUUUAAAUCAGCUGGAGGCUGUAACUAUGUAAUAACCGAAGGUUGAGCCUAUGCAUUAUGGAGAAAACAUUCCCAUUUCUUAAAAAAUCUUGAAGGUAAGAAAAUUGGGAAUUCGGGA
Messenger RNA from Triticum urartu, 959 nucleotides. RefSeq lists its product as uncharacterized. The record is from RefSeq and is a predicted model, not a curated record. NCBI's taxonomy places the organism in Eukaryota, Viridiplantae, Streptophyta, Magnoliopsida, Poales, Poaceae.